GGAGUGCAGACCCCGUGACCCUGUCCUCCGGCCUGUGCGCGCGGGAGCAGCUCGGGACUGCGCAGCGCCCCGCGUGUCGGUGAGCGACCCCAGACGCGCAGCCCCUCGGUUCCUUUUUCGGAGUGGAGCUGAACGGUGGCGCCCUGACAUGGGAAAGUCUUUUUCUCAUUUGCCUUUGCAUUCAAAUAAAGAAGAUGCUUAUGAUGGAGUCACAUCAACUGAAAACAUGAGGAAUGGACUGGUUAAUAAUGAAGUCCAUAAUGAAGAUGGAAGAGGUGGAGAUGUCUCUCAGUUUCCAUAUGUGGAAUUUACAGGAAGAGAUAGUGUCACUUGUCCCACUUGUCAAGGAACAGGAAGAAUUCCUAGGGGGCAAGAAAACCAGCUGGUGGCAUUGAUUCCAUAUAGUGAUCAGAGAUUAAGGCCAAGAAGGACAAAGCUGUAUGUGAUGGCUUCUGUGUUUGUCUGUCUGCUCCUUUCUGGAUUGGCUGUGUUUUUCCUUUUCCCUCGCUCUAUUGACGUGAAAUACAUUGGCGUAAAAUCUGCAUACGUCAGUUAUGAUGUUCAAAAGCGUACAGUAUAUUUAAAUAUCACGAACACACUAAAUAUAACAAACAAUAACUAUUAUUCUGUUCAAGUUGAAAACAUCACUGCACAAGUUCAGUUUUCAAAAACAGUUAUUGGAAAGGCACGCUUAAACAACAUAACCAAUAUUGGCCCCCUGGAUAUGAAACAAAUUGAUUAUACAGUACCUACUAUCAUAGCAGAGGAAAUGAGUUAUAUGUAUGAUUUCUGUACACUGAUAUCCAUCAAAGUGCAUAACAUAGUACUCAUGAUGCAAGUUACUGUGACAACAACAUACUUUGGGCACUCUGAACAGAUAUCCCAGGAGAGGUACCAAUAUGUUGAUUGUGGAAGGAACACAACUUACCAGUUGGGGCAGUCUGAGUAUCUAAAUGUACUUCAGCCACAACAGUAAAAACUAAAACAGAUGCCACUGGAGAAGAAGAAAUCCCUAUUAAAAUUUUCCUGAACUCUGAAGGAUGAGGUACUUACUUCCUGAUAGGAAAUCUUAAAUUGAACAAGCCUAAAGUUUACACUUCCAUUUUAGGGGUACAGUUAAAAAGUAUGUGGACUUGUACAUUAUUGCAACACUCUACUCUGUGUUCAUGAUAUCUGUACCAGGAUCUUUUACUUGAAUCUAAAUUUGCCGAUUGAUUUCCUUCUCCCCCUCUCCCCAGAGGGGGACAUUGAGACUUCCCAUGUUGGACAAUAAGUAAUUAUUUACAAUUCACAGCUUCAGUCACUACUGGAAACAAUUUUGAUGAUGAACAGAAUUUGAGAAACUUUAUUUCUGAAUGUUUUUAUAGAAUAUUACUGAGAGCCUAUUAUUCAUGACUUUUAAAAAAUAACCUUUUUUCUGUUUUAUAAAUUCCCAUUGCUACAUAGUAGUAUUUCAAGAUAUUUUAGCUUUUAGCUAAAACAUUUGUAGUUUUUCAUUUGUUGAAAUUCUAGUCAUUUGCAUGUUUUUGUCAGUCUUAUUUCAAGCUAAUGCUUGCAUAACACUAGAAACCAAAAUAAUCUGCAAAGUUCUGUACCUAAAAUUUUUUAAAGCCCCCUGUUUCACAUGUCUUUCCAUAUAAGUUUUGUGAAAUUUGUGUGUGGUCUUCAACCAUAGUUAAUGUACAAUACUGUAAAUAAACUGUGCAUGGCUUUUAUAUAGCUUUAAUAAAUGUCAAAUAAAGUACAGAUUCAAAAUGAAGUAAGUUGCUCAUAAAAAUAAAACAGGAAAAAUGAAAUUCAGAAACUUACAGAAUAUGAAUAUGGUUCUAGUUACAUAUGGGAUUAGGCAUAAAGUAGUUUUGAAAUAAAGUAUUUUGAUGCUCCACUUUUUUUUUUAAUGUUGCUUUUCCUAUUAACAAGUUGUGGAGACAACUUUUCACAACUCCUAGGUACCCAAGUCACUCCCGUCAUCCAUUUUAUGCCUGUUUUAAGGAGGAAAUCAUGUCUUUGGUAGAAGUUAUCCAAGAAAUCUUGUCAUUAAAUAAUGGUGGCUAUAUCAAAAUGAAACCUAUAUUAUCCUUUUUAAAAAUUUAGUCACUUUGCACGUCACAUGGAUACCAUGCCUCUAGCAGUUAUAUUUCAAAAUUUUCAAUUUUUUUGUUUGGAUUUUAUUUAAAAUUGUUUUCAAGUAUAAAUUAUUGACUUUUUCAUUUGGCUUUAUUUUUGUUUUAUAUUUUCAAUACCAUUUUCCAUUCGGGCUUCUUGCCUUUUCACUUGACAAAUUCUGAUUACCUUGUAAAUAAAUUCCACUGAGGGUAGGGGCUGACUGUGAUACCAAAAAAAAUAAAUAAUAAGUGGCUUAAGAUUAAUUUCUUUCUGUUCCCUCGUGACAGAAGUCAGGUUCCCCCUCCCCCAAAGUGCCUAACUUAGGUCUGAAACAUACUAUUUAUCAGUCGGACUCUCAGCUCUAACACACAAGCUUUGUUUAACUAUUUGGAGCGAAUGAAGCCUCUUUUCUGCCUUGAAACACUCAGGUCUCCCCUUAGCUUUCAUAUCAUUUUCUCCACGUUUUCCUGAGUGAACAUUUUAAAUGGGUGGAAUGCACAGACUUUUUUUUUUUUUAACUGCUUGUCUUACCUCAAUCCAUUGGUAACUCAUCCAUCUUUGCUAUUAAAGUCACCCCAUCACAUCUGUACAGACUCACUAGUCAAACCCAGUCUUAAUGUGUUUUUCUUCUGCUGUGUUUUUUGACUACUCCCAUUUUCCAUGAAAUUGCAUACUUCCCUCAUAUAUUGAUUCUAUUUGUUAUUUUUCAAAUCAUUCUCAUUUCAUUUUCCUUCAUUCUCUGUCUUUUGACAUCUUUUAAUGAGUAUUAUCUGGAUCCUCUUUUGCCUCAAAAUUUCUAAUCCUGUGACUUUAAUUAACAGUCAUUUAUCUUAGGGCUUCUGAGUCUUUCUGUACACCUGACUGGUCACCUGUCUACUUGAGAUAAGAGUAUUUCAGUGACUCUUUGUGUAAAAUCAUAAGAUAUUUGAAAAAUCUUCAUCAUAUUCUGUUCUGUUCUCUCCUUGUCCUCAUGUCCCAUUUACUUCAAAAUCACCAUUUUUUCAAAAUCAUCCUUCAGAUAUGCCUCCUUCAGAAAUCAAUCCUGAUUUAUUUUUCUGCUCUGAAUCUUUUAACCUUGGACAAGUAUGUAGUGUAAAUUAAAUGGAUUUUUCUGUUGAUUUGUGGUUCUGGUAUCCUUUUAGAAUGCAUGCAGAGUCUGCUAAAGAGACAAAGUGAGGGAACAUUUGCUUUUAGUGACUUAGUUUUGAAUAUUUUUUCUUCAUUUUUUUUAAACUAAAAACUCCUUAUUUUACCUACUUUCCAUGAAGCAUAAGGUAGAAAAACCUAGAAUUUAAAAUACAUGAAAACCAAUAGUAGAGGAAAAAAGGAUCACCUGUGACUGCUUUCAGAGACGUUUAAGUAACUUGCCAGAAUAAGCCUGGGACAGAGCAGGCUGUAAAUUAAUAUUACCAAAACACAUUCAGGUGAAACAGAAUUUAUAGCCAUUAAACACAGACACAGGGAAGAAUGAAUGAGCAUUGCCAGCAAAUUUUUUCUUAUAUAGGGAUAGGGUAGAUAUCGAUACAUUUUUUAAAACUGCUCUCAGAUCUUAUUCAAAGGAUACGGUAAAGAUGUUACAUUUUUUUUCCUGAAACUCUCAAGAAUAAUUUUCUCUUAAAUUACACUUUUAAUAGACUGGUCAUUCUAACCAAAUCCAAUACUAUAUAACAAGUCUCUGUGUGUUGAUAUUCUAUGUAUCGAACACUAUGCUCUUCUCUAGAGCUCUUUCAUAUAUUUCUCCUUAUAUAAUAUCCCUGGUCCUGUGAGUCAGACAAAGGGGUGGCAGGAUCCUUGUCUUUUAGAAGAGGAAGGAGAGGCAUGAAGAAGUGAAGGGACUUGGGGAAGAUCACAUACUUAGUAAAUAGUUUUAUUGGGGCCAGAUCUAGUUUUUCGGUUUCUUGUGUACGUGCUCUGUCAUUUAAAAAAUAAGUAAAUAAAAUAGAGUCCAUUAGGAAGCCCUGUUGACUCAGGUUAGUAUGAUUAAAACUCAGAGAAAACAUUCACUUAGUUAUUAGUGACAAUCAAAAUAAUACAGAUGGACUAAGAUUUGGGUACCUUUAACUUGGUACCUGAAAUAUUCCUAAUGAAAAAUGAGCACUUGUACAAUAUUUUGGUAUAGCAUAAUCGAUAGCUGAUUUCUUCUGUUAAAAUUUAUACUCCUUGAUCAUUCCAAUAAAGAUACGGCUGAUAGGUUGUCAGAGUAGGCUAUUUAGUAGAGAUUAAUGUAUUUGAGAUUUGAAAUAAGAACAGUGUGAAAAUAUUAGAUACCAGAUAAAUUGCUUGAAAUUGCUAAAUAACCAUCUUUACUAUAGUACGUAACAUGUAAAUGACUGUGGUUUUAUUUGUGAGCAGUUUUUCUGUGCCUUUUUUGUUUGUUUAGGCCAAUGAGAUCAUUAUUUUCUCUAAGAGUUCAUGACAAAAUAAAAUUUAGAUCUUCUGAAUUGUAGUUUGGAAUUGAUAUAUCCAGUACAGUGUUAACAUGGAGGGAAAGUGAUUGCCAAAACACCAUGAAAGUAUCAUUAUUGCAAUAUAAUUCUGGGGGUGUGUUGUUGCAGGGCAUGUCCCCACUUGUCUUCUAUUACCAAUUUUUAAAAAAUUCUUAAAUAAUUCUUUAUAAUGAUUCUAUUUAAGAAAAUAGUUUGUUAGGUGCUUGACCCCAAAGUAAGUCACUGUUAGUAUAAAGUCACUGUUAAUAUUAUUAUUAACAAAUAAUAUUUGUUAACGUGUCAGAUACUGUAGUAAUCUCUUAUGUGCAUUAUCUGAUUCUUAUUCAGAAGAGGCCUCUAAAGUAGAUACUGACAAUGCCCCCCAUUUUUUAUCUGAGGAGAUCCAGUUCUAGAGAAGAAAUAUGCAUAAGCUUGGAAGGGGCAGAUUUGAGAUUCAAAACAUGUCUUGAUUGACUCAAACAUCAUUGCUCUUACGAUUAGCGUAUUUUCUUUCCAGCCUUUGAAAAUGUUUUGUUUGUAAAAUUUUAUUGGUUGUUGCACUUAAUAUAUAAGAUUUUGAGGUUUUUGAUAGUAUUUUCAAAAAUACUAUUAGGAUACUUUAUUUUGUAGAUCUUUGGUAUGAUAAAAAUGGUUUACCAAUGAAUUUUAAAGUUUUUAAAAUUCAUACUUAUCUGUUAUACAGUAUUUUUCUUUUUAAAAGAUACAAAAUUUUAAAUUUACAAAUACACAUCAGACUUCUUUGGUAAGCAGUGUGAAUUGAAUUUCAGGGUAUUAGGUUGCAAACCACAGGUUACUUACCAUAGUGUCAUGAUUUUUAGGUCAUAGUAUCUGGAAGCAGUAACUACUUGGCUCAAAUACAUCUAAGAAUAAUUAAGUUUUAUUUCUUUUUUGUAAGAUCAGAUUUUAAAUGAGAUGUUUAUCUGAAACUUAAGGAAAAUAUAUGUGUUUGAGAAGAUGGAGUUAAAAGACUGUUAAACAUUAUUUCUUUAAAAAAAUUUAUUUUUACAUGAAAGCAAUAUAUUUGUGAUGUGCUUCGAUCAAAAAUUUUACUUCUAUAUCCCAGAUCUACUUAUUUAAAGGUAAAAAUUUUCACUUAGCUGAAAUUUCUGAUUAGAACUAAUAUUUGUGUAUUUUUGUGCUUAGUGAGAAUGUAAAUUUCACAGUGGAUUUUUGAAAUUUAUCCUUACUUUGGAUAAAAGCCAGUGAUAUAUUUAUAAAAUUACUAUAGGGAUGAAAAUGGUAAUUUCCAUUUUUUUAAAAAAACUAGUGUGAUUAUGUUUGUAGUUCUUUUUACACAUGUUUAGCACAGGCUCUAAAUUAAAUAUCUAUAUUGACCCUAAAAAUACUCCAUGAAUUAAUUUAACAAAUAUUUGGCAAGUUUUUCAUAGCUAAAUAGCUCUUCUAGAAGGGAAUUGUUGCCUUCUGUUUAAUUACAUUAAUUGAAAUGUGUUUAAGAGAAAUGUUUUCAGCGUAUUUUGUAUACUAAAAAACAAAAAGGAUUAGUAUUGGGCCAAUGGCCAAGAGGUAAUAUUACUACCAUGUAGACUAUUACUGUUCAAAUGGUCCCACUUCCCCCAGAAUUUUAGGAACUAGAAGUCUGGGAGAUACUGUGUCAGCUGUGGUCAGGUGAUUCUCAGUGCUGUUCAUCUUUUAAUUAUUGUGUGAGAUGGAACAAAUGGGAAGUUGCAAAAGAUGCAUAAUUUCAUUAUGUAAUGGUUUGUUUUAGGUGUAAAACAUCAGCAAGCUAUGCCUUGUGUUUUGUUGUAUAUUUCCUUGUAGAACUAAAGUGAGAUUUUGGAAAAGGAUUUAAAAUGCUUGCUUACUUGAUCUGAUCGGUCACAUAUUUGAAUGAUGGCAUUACUGGGUAGAGUUCAAUCCAUGAUUUUAAUUGUGGAAUAAAGAAUAAUACAGAAUGAAAGACUAUGUUUGGGCACUUACUCUGCUAAUCAUGUGUUAGCCUCCAUCAUAACACACUAAAUUUCCAAGUUGAGCAGUUCUGUAAUUGUAAUUAUUGUUGCUGUUCAUGUAACAAAACAUGCUUAUGUUAGUAAAAGGAACAGAAGUGCCCCAAAAUGCUAUUUUUUAAUUACUUGUAACUGUUGCUCUUGUAAUUGUGUAUGACAGAAUAAAAUUUGUAAACAUUUUAGCAUGAAAAAUAAAAUUUGUAUCAGUCAA
Neomonachus schauinslandi (Hawaiian monk seal) is the source of this 6728-nucleotide messenger RNA. RefSeq names its product transmembrane protein 106B (gene TMEM106B). The coding region runs from base 149 to 976 and encodes 275 amino acids. Gene Ontology annotation, biological process: lysosomal transport; lysosome localization; lysosome organization. NCBI's taxonomy places the organism in Eukaryota, Metazoa, Chordata, Mammalia, Carnivora, Phocidae. Gene Ontology annotation, cellular component: lysosomal membrane. The record is from RefSeq and is a predicted model, not a curated record. The transcript has 8 exons.